This is a messenger RNA of Lobosporangium transversale, 1081 nucleotides long. Its product is annotated as mitochondrial carrier domain-containing protein. Gene Ontology annotation, biological process: glycine import into mitochondrion. Gene Ontology annotation, molecular function: glycine transmembrane transporter activity. The record is from RefSeq and is a predicted model, not a curated record. The transcript has 6 exons. NCBI's taxonomy places the organism in Eukaryota, Fungi, Mortierellomycota, Mortierellomycetes, Mortierellales, Mortierellaceae. Gene Ontology annotation, cellular component: mitochondrial inner membrane; mitochondrion. Bases 72 to 1049 code for a protein of 325 amino acids.
GAACUCUCAAUUUUUGGUUUUAUCACUAUCACUUCAAUUCUCGCAUUCCCAUAAUUUUCACACUUCAAGAAAUGACUAAACAGAAAGCAAGUGAUCCAGUGACCCACCUCAUUGGGGGUGCAGUGUCUGGAUUAAGUGCAUGUGUCAUGGUCCAACCACUCGACCUGAUCAAAACACGACUACAACAACAACAACAAGCCCACCUCGCGUUUAUUAAACAAAGAGGACAAGCAGGUCUAACUAUCGCGCCUCUUGAGAGUACCAUCUGGAAAACAGUUUUCGGGAUUGUUAAAGAGGGAUCUGUCCUCAGCCUCUGGCGUGGAACUCUGCCCACUAUUGUGAGAAAUGUUCCAGGUUCAGCCAUGUACUUUACGAUCUUGAACGAGACGAGAACUCUUCUGGCUCGCCGGAAAAUCAAUGGACUAGAUCGGGAAGAUACAUUUUCGAGCAAUAGCGCACUUCCCAAGCUGAGCAAUACUGAGAAUCUGAUUGCUGGUGGUGCUUCGCGAGCUGCAGUCGGCUUUGUGAUGAUGCCAGCAACUGUAAUUAAGGUUCGAUAUGAGAGUAAUCUUUACAGUUAUAACAGCAUGGGUAGCGCAUUCACAUCAAUCUUCAGAAAGGAGGGUAUUCGUGGACUAUGGGCUGGUUUUGGAGCAACUGCCAUGAGAGAUGCUCCUUUGGCUGGUCUUUAUGUUUUGUUCUAUGAACACUCUAAAUCUAAACUUGGAGCAGUAAAAGGCACAUCAUCCUUUUUUGAUUUGAGCACACCUACUAUCCAUAUGGUGUCAGGUAUCGCUGCCGGUUUUCUUUCUACCACUAUCACCCAUCCUUUUGACAUGCUAAAAACUCGAAUGCAACUGAAACCAACCGAAUACAGGAAUGUAUUUCAAGCUGCUCGCAAGGUCCUCAUGGAGGAAGGUGCAAUUGGAUUUUUAGAUGGCAUUCUUGUACGAACGAUACGCAAAUCAAUCCACUCGGCUAUCUCUUGGACUGUAUAUGAGGAAGUUGUACGGUGGCAUCUUAAUCGUAAUGCUGACCACAUUGUAUAAAACUUAUUACUGUACAUUAUUUUUAAAAUAAG